GUCAUCCUUUGCUUUCUUCUUCCUGGAAAAAAGAAGAAGAAGAAGAAGACAGGAAGUGUUCCUGUUCCUGUUGCUGUUGACGAGCACGGGCGUGAGAUAACGGAGUGCGGAGAUUUCGAGGUAUUGCUCCCGGUAUUGGCUUUCCUCCCUUUAAGGCCCCUUUUCACUGAACUAUAAGAUUGCUGUUUCCUCGUCAGGAUAUCUGUAACGAUGGAAAUGGAUAUAAGUGGAGUAUCCAGGACACGUGUCUCCAUUCUUCCUACAACUGACAUCAAAGCCACAUUGAAACCAGAAGCAGAGAGACCUCGCUGUGCCAGCACCCCAUGUUCACCAAUCAGAGGUACUGUUGCAGGAUACCAGAUUCUCCACAUGGACUCAAACUAUUUGGUGGGCUUCACCACUGGUGAGGAGCUGCUCAAACUGGCCCACAAGUGGUCAGAAGGUAAUCCUGAGAAGGCCCGUGUAUCAGAUGCAGUGUCCAGCUCCAUCAAGAGCACUGUCCCUAAGUCUGUGGACCUGGGCAUCCACCGGUCUUCACGUAUUUUCAAAGCCAAAGGCCGGUACUACCAACCAUACGACAUUCCUGCUACUAAUGGACGAAGACGAAGGCGUAUGCCCAGUUCGAGCGACACCUUCCUCAGAUCUCUGGCCCACGGCGAGUCUGGGAGGGCUCUGCAUGCUCCACUACCACUCUGUUUGCUUAAAAGUAAAGGUGCCCAGUCCAAGUCUCUUGACUACCUUAAUCUGGACAAAAUAAGUAUCAAAGAGUCAUCAGACACUGAAGUGCUACAGUACCAACUGCAGCACCUCAACCUACGAGGGGAGCGUGUGUUUACCAGAAACAAGACAUGAAAGCACAGUGAAACUUUUUUAGAUGUGUUUCAUCCUCUGGGGUAUUUAGGUGCUAUUUCUAGACUUGUUUCUUUCUACUAUGAUUAUAAACAGUUCUUUAAGGAGACAGUCUGAUGAUAAUCUUGUUCUAUUAUUAGUUGGGAGGUUUACCUUGUUCUGUAUGCUUAGCAUUAUGAGGUUUUUGAGGUUAAAAAAUUGAAUUAUAUAAAUUUAGCAAUAACUGAUGGACCUAUUUAUUGACAAUUUUUAUUGGCAUUGUUGUGUGUUUGUAAUGGUUGGAUACACACUAUUAUACCAGCUUAUAGCUGAGAAAGCACAUAUCACAUACAGUAUCAGCUUUAAAAUGCACCGUUGACAUCAGUACAAUAGUUUUACUGUGACUGUUCUUGUUUGUUUGACAUUAAGGAACUGCAUUUGGAGUUGUCAAAUUAACAAUAUAACGUUAUUGUAUGUUGCACAUUUAUUUGCGUAUUUAUUUAUUGAUGUAGUACUGUUGGUUUAGAUGUCAAUAUGAUUUCCACGCUCUAAUUUACAGUAAUGUAAGUAAAUCAAUUAAAAACAAAAAAAACA
Molecule: messenger RNA, 1422 nt
Organism: Haplochromis burtoni (Burton's mouthbrooder)
Lineage: Eukaryota; Metazoa; Chordata; Actinopteri; Cichliformes; Cichlidae
Gene: macir
Product: macrophage immunometabolism regulator
Exons: 3
Coding region: 211-852 (213 amino acids)
Biological process (GO): negative regulation of fibroblast migration; negative regulation of cytokine production involved in inflammatory response
Source: RefSeq, a predicted model, not a curated record